GAUACCAAAUGAAGAUGGCCUUACCCUUUUCUUUUACUUGGUCAUGUUAGAUUGUUUUAUUUUCUUCUUCUAAAACUUGUAGAUAGAUGAGAUUUUUUUAGCUCUCUCUCUCUCUCUCUUUUCUUGGGGGGUAAUACCCUAAAAGAUUUUGUUUUCUCAAGAUAUGAGAAAAUAGGGGAGAAGGAAAAAUGGGUGACAUCCCUUACCCUGAUAUUAUAAUAAACGCAGUGUCAUGGUCAUCCUUUUUAGUGUACCUCCCACUCUCCCAUUUAUUACCCUUGUCCUUUCUCUUCCAUUCAUUCUCUCACACUAAAUGCUCUUUUCCUUCUUCCCCCAUCUUCCCCCACUCUUUUGCUACUGAAUUUGCAGGUCUCUCAUUCCCAAUUAGGGUUUCCCUUUUGAGAACUCACCUCUCCAAUAAUAAAAGCUCAUAAACCUCUUGCUUUCAAUAGCUAAAGCUUCUUUGAUCUUGGAAGAACCAAGGAAUACGUCCUGAACGAGCUUACAUAAGGGAAAAGGUACUGCCCUUUUUCCUCUGAUCAAGCGUAGAUCACAAACAGCAUCGAUCGUAGAUGGCUUCAUCCAGUUCUUCCGGCUCUCCCUGUGCUGCCUGCAAGUUCUUGAGGAGGAAGUGCUUGCCAGGUUGCAUAUUUGCACCCUAUUUUCCACCCGAAGAGCCACAGAAGUUCGCUAAUGUUCACAAGAUCUUCGGUGCAAGCAACGUCACAAAGCUGCUGAAUGAGCUCCUCCCUCAUCAGCGAGAAGAUGCAGUCAACUCCCUCGCCUACGAAGCCGAGGCACGGAUGAAGGAUCCCGUGUACGGCUGCGUUGGGGCCAUUUCAGUCCUCCAAAGACAGGUUCACCGACUCCAGAAGGAACUAGACGCUGCUAAUGCUGAUCUGAUCCGGUAUGCUUGCAGUGAAAUGUCCACCGCAUUGCCCGCAACGCCGGGGACAGGGGUGGUUCCACCACCGUUGGCACAUCGCCCGAGGCCUGCCGAAUUUGGUAGAAGGAUCGUUGAUGGCGGAGCUUCUUUCUAUCAGAUACCUGGUUUUCCUCUUCCUUACUCUCCUCCAUGGCCCGACACCUCUUCAGGAGAUAUUCAUGAUAGAGGAGAAGGCACUAUCUGAUGAAUUUCAAUGGGCUCCAGAAAGGGAAGACCUAUCUAGGGUUUUUCCUCUCUCUCUCUCUCUCUCUCUCUCUCUCAAUAUACAAGGCCCCAUGUGUGGAUGACAAUCUUCAUGGUAUGCUCUGCUAUAGCUAUAGUCUUAGCUUGAUUAUAGGGUACAAUCUUUUUUAUUAGCCAAAAACUUUUGGUGAAUUUCGUAUUUAUGGUGUGAGAUCCAACUACUUAAAUUGAUGGACUAUCAGUGUUUGAACGUGUUAUUGGGUUUUUAGGUGAAGCACUUGAACAUGAUUGGCCGUGAUUGAUUGUUUCAUCCUUCUGUUCUUUGACUUGUGUGUCCUCAGUGCAAUUCUGCAGCAUGUGGAGUUCAUGUUC
Messenger RNA from Nelumbo nucifera (sacred lotus), 1501 nucleotides. Lineage: Eukaryota; Viridiplantae; Streptophyta; Magnoliopsida; Proteales; Nelumbonaceae. The record is from RefSeq and is a predicted model, not a curated record.